GGGCUGACAGAAUACUCCAAUGCUGAGGCUGACAUCCUUGCCCAGGUACUGGCAGCUAGUCAGCAGGAGUAUCUUGAGUCCCUCAAGUGCAGGACCAAGGAUGACAAUUCAGAUUCAUCAUCAUCAUCCUAACACUUCAUCCCACAGUAGCUAACAUCGCCAUUUUCAAGUGUGCAUACGUUGUCACUUCAUUAUCAAGUCAACCCCACCUGGCAACUGUAUUGGCAGUGCAAGUUUGUUUCAUAUCUGACUUGAAAUAUGAUAGUAAUGUACAGUAUGCACUUACAUAAAAAUUAGUUACAUAACAGGCAUUUCCAUGUAAUCUUACUUUAUUUUAAACUGUACUUGCAGGUAGUGUAGUGCAUUGAUUUGUUAGAUACGAGUGACAAGAUAGCUUCACCAAAGUUAACACAAAGGGCUAGCAGUAAGCUCAGCAAUAUGUACAUAAUCACAUCCAUCGUCAUUAAUUAAGUCUAUCCGUCAUGCUUGUGUUCUUAAAAUUUCGGGGAUAUAUCGAGUUCAUAUUGGACUUGUUUCAUUUCCUUCACUCUGUUACCUCUGGUGUAAGUAAGCAUUUCACGACUUGCCAUUUCUUGAAAAUGAAUAUUCUUGAUGAGCCUAAAUGAAUUUCAAGUGGUUAUUUUCAUUUAGAAUUACCAUUCAUAGACAUGAUUAGAGGUUAGUGCAUGAGAGAGUGAGAAAGUGAGAAUGAGCACACACUCGCUAUUAUUUCUCUGUUUUGUCACUAGCUAACAAAAACUUUAAAAAAUUAGGCAUUAGCUUUCAAGUAAAUUACAGAAAUUUUUCCAAUUUUUGUGUUAAGAGAUAAAAGAGCUAGUUUUAAAUUUAAGGUUAAAUUCAUAGACUUGUGAGGCACAUAGCAGCCGGAACUGAACUGCCUGCUACUUGACAUUCCUGUGACUGGAUUCAGUAGGUUCAACUGCCUUGGCAGCCUAGCCAGUGGCAAGGCUUCCUUGUUGAUGGCCUGGUCAACCAGGUUGUUACUGUUAGUCAUCUACAAACCCACAUAGCCAUCACAGCCUGGCUGAUUAGGAGGUAGUGGGACUGUCCUGGUAUUGUAUGUCUUGGUUGCUGGCGUUGGCAUUGUGUUCUCUCUUCCUGGGGAAUGUGUACAUAAAAGGUGACGAGUGAGUAUAAGCUGGGAAUGAAUGGUUGCAGUGUAGCAUGUGGGAAUUUGCAUUCCUCGGCCUCUUUAGUGCUCUAAACAACUUACCUAGGGUGGCCCAUGCAGAAUCUUCCCAGUAAAUAUGGGAAUUUUAAUUUUUUUAUAAACUGUGAUAUAUUUCCUUUGUAGGACAAGUCUGUGACUUGCUUCUAUUUUUCUUUUAUUUUGAGAAACUAGAAAUAAACACAACUAAAUUGUUUCUCUCAGAUGAGAAUGUUAACACUAGCAGCUGGGUGAACUAAAAGAAGUAGCUGCAGGGUGAUCUUGAGUUCUAGAAAUUGUCAUUGCAGAUUAUACUGAACUUAAGUUAAUAUUAGAAUCUUUGAAACUUUGUAAGACAUUUCAUAAGUAAGGUUUUAAGUUUAAUUAGUAAUUACCUGUACUGCCUAUUGUCAGUUUUCCUGGAAUCCAUGUUUGUGUAAAGUUAUCUUGUGUGUUUUAAAUGUGUAAAAGUGCUGACAUUUACGGGGCCAGAAAAGUAAAAAAAAAAAAAAUACUUGUUUUCACACUUAGAUGCUGUUGGUCUGAUUUUACAUUUCUUUGAAAUUUUUGUGCAUGUCUUCUUUCACACAAGUUCAUAUGUAAAUGUUAAAGUAACUUUGAUGGGAUAUGUUUUUCAUGGGCAGUAAAUAUCUGUCGUAGAGUUUUCUUCCACCUUCAUAGUGGAAACAAGUAUAUUUUUUUUAUAGUUGGGCCCUAAAUAUUACAAUUUAUUUGUAACUAACAUGAAACUGUUGAUUAUUCAUCAAUGAUAACAUGUUUGCAAAUAUUCAAAAAAUAAAGUGAUGACAAA
This is a messenger RNA of Cherax quadricarinatus, 1979 nucleotides long. The record is from RefSeq and is a predicted model, not a curated record. NCBI's taxonomy places the organism in Eukaryota, Metazoa, Arthropoda, Malacostraca, Decapoda, Parastacidae.